AGAUGCUAACUUUUUUGUGAUGUGGAACACCUUCUUACUCAGGCGAAUUCUCACCGGUCACCCGAGAAUCUUACGCUCAAGGGAAGUAAUAUCAUCACUGUGUUUGAUUGGUCGGAACUCGGCAUCCUUCGCGCCCUGUAGAAACCUUUGGAGAUGUGUUCGUUUUCCUUGCCUUCAGGGCUCGAAGAAGGCUGGUUUCUGGUUGCGGACCUUUGGUAUGUUCCCGUUCAUUAUUAUAACCAUUAUUGUUACUAUUUUGCAGCUUCUGGACGUCCGCAUAAACCUACAGACCUACCUCCUCCGGACCGCACCACCAAAUUCUUGGUGUUAACUUUUUCCCUGUUCUCUUUCGUUCUAUUCAAUUAUUCAUUGUCGUUGGUUCUAGUUCGUCUACCAAUCCCUGUUUCCUACACUACCUUCUUGAAAUUACUGGAGCGAGGAGAGGUUUCGGACAUUACAGUCGACAUCCUUGAACCAGUUGCCAGUGUGAAAUUAAGUAGUCCUAACCCUGGCACUGUACAGAGGCUACUGAAAGUGUAUUUCCAUGAACUUCGAGGGGAUUUCGAGCAAAGCAUUCGUGCGCAUGAAAACGCAUGGGGAAUCCCCGAGAAUGAUCGUGUACCUAUAUGCUAUGGAGAUGCGCUUGCUGAUGCGCUUCCGGAUAUAUCGUCAGUGCUGUGCGUGUUCGUAACUGGCUUUAUGACCAUAGCUUCUUUCCGGAGGCUGUUGUCAUACACGGUGCUGAGGCGCAGGAACCUAUUGACGUCGGGUCAACGAAAUGGAAAGGGAACGGCAACGAAGUCUGAACAGGAAGCUCAAGAUGCAGCUCGGAAACGUAAAGCAACUGAGCAAAAUGAUAGUGAUCGCUAUUAUGGUGGCCUACCGUUUUCUUUGGACCCAUUCGGCUUCCAGACAGUCAAGCCUGUCACAACGAACGUUAAGUUCAAGGAUGUCGCCGGUCUUCACGCGAGUAAGGAGGAAGUCAUGGAGUUUGUUUCCUAUCUGAAAGACCCGAAAAAAUACCAAGCACUUGGAGCCAAGUUGCCAAAAGGAGCGCUUUUACUAGGCCCUCCCGGGACUGGAAAGACUCUACUGGUCAAAGCGUUGGCCAACGAAGCUGAUGUUCCGUUUUUCUCUAUGGCCGGAUCAGAGUUUGUCGAAGUGAUUGGUGGGUUGGGUGCUUCCCGGAUUCGCCGGCUGUUUCGAACUGCGAGAACCAAAGCACCUGCCAUAAUCUUUAUUGAUGAACUGGAUUCACUUGGCCGCCGACGAUCGGCGGUGGAUUCCGGAGGGCGCCGUGGUGGUUCACAAGGAGGCAUGGGACCAGGUAUAGCCGAGAUGGAACAGACAUUGAAUCAGUUGUUGGUAGAAAUGGAUGGUAUGGAUACGGAGGAGGGUGUUAUUGUGUUUGCUGCUACCAACCGGGCUGACCUUUUGGAUAAGGCACUUCUGAGAGCCGGUCGCUUCGAUCGUCAUAUUUUCAUUGAUCUUCCGAAUUUGGCCGAGCGGAAGGAAUUAUUAGAAAUGUAUAUUGCUAAAUAUCGGAUAUCAACAGAAAUCAACCAGGUUGAGCUGAUCAACCGCUUGGCAUCCUGGACCCCAGGUAUGAGUGGAGCUGAUAUCGCACGACUUUGCAACGAGGCCGCACUUGUCGCGGCCAGGCGUGAUGACGUAACGCCAGGGGUCACUCGCAAUGACUUUGAGGUUGCUUUCGAACGAAUUCUUGCUGGAGCAGCAAAAAAAUCCAAUCCCCUCUCACCACCAGAACGACGCGUAGCAGCUGUUCAAGAAGCGGGACGUGCUUUAGUUGCCUGGCUCCUUCCCCGAACAGGCUUAGUUCCCAUCAAGAUAUCCAUUGUACCUCGGACAAUGGCUGGGGAAGAGUCAUCCGGUGGGCUGGGAUUCACUCAUUUGGUGCCAGAGGAACGACGACUGUUCAACACGGAAGAACUCAAAGAUCGAAUGGCGGUGCUUCUGGGCGGCAGAGCCGCAGAACAAGUUAUUUUCAACGCUGUGUCCGAUGCCUCUCAGCGCUAUCUCAAGGCAGCCAGUGACUUGGCCUUCAGACAGAUUCGCGAAUGGGGUCUAUCGAAAACGAUUGGACACCUAAGCUUUGAGAUGAUCGAAUUGGAAGCACAGCAAAUGGUGUCUGCGUCUUUCACUCGUUGCGUCGAUCUCCUUCAGGCUAACAAAGACAAAUUGCACCGUUUAAUUGCAUCUUUGCUCCAGAAGGAAGUGUUGGAAUACGAUGAACUAGUAAAAAUCUGUCAGGAUACCUCUUCGGACUCCACCCAUUCACCAGAUGAUGCGAAGCACUAA
Opisthorchis viverrini is the source of this 2319-nucleotide messenger RNA. RefSeq lists its product as hypothetical. Gene Ontology annotation, molecular function: ATP-dependent peptidase activity; ATP binding; ATP hydrolysis activity. The coding region runs from base 154 to 2319 and encodes 721 amino acids. The transcript has 10 exons. NCBI's taxonomy places the organism in Eukaryota, Metazoa, Platyhelminthes, Trematoda, Opisthorchiida, Opisthorchiidae. Gene Ontology annotation, biological process: mitochondrial protein processing; protein-containing complex assembly. The record is from RefSeq and is a predicted model, not a curated record. Gene Ontology annotation, cellular component: m-AAA complex.